Molecule: messenger RNA, 1995 nt
Organism: Impatiens glandulifera
Lineage: Eukaryota; Viridiplantae; Streptophyta; Magnoliopsida; Ericales; Balsaminaceae
Exons: 11
Coding region: 237-1805 (522 amino acids)
Source: RefSeq, a predicted model, not a curated record
GAAUUUGGAAUACCCAAUUGUUUAAAUUCUUAGGGCUUUAACAAUCAAUCAAGAUCUCUGAAGGUGGGCCAUGGAAAAGAAAUACAGAAUGAUCACCUCCUGUUUCUUCAUCCCUAUCAGCUGGAUUGCUCAUUCCAUGUCUUUACAUGGCAAUCUCAUUUGUCUUGUUGAAAUGGAAAUAUCCAAUUGCUUUAACGGUAGAUGAUGUCUCCAGCUUCUUCUGAACUAAAGGACAGAUGGUAGAUUUGUUUAUAAAUGGAGUCAGGAAUAAUCUUGGCUUUUUCCAGGUUUCAAAUAAAAAUUCAUUGAGAUGCAAUUAUGCUCUUUCUACUCAACCUGGUUAUGGCUCAUCCAUAGAUGACAUAUUUACCCGAUUCUUGGCCUUGACUUCUUAUAUAAGUCGUCAAUUCCUUAGUUUUAUAGAGGAUCUUGUUGAUAGAGAUGUUAAUAGACGCUCUGAAGAUGUUGUUGUUGUUGAUAGUGGUUCUGGAGAGGACUCGAGUAGUUUCAACUCUCCACUUGUUCAUGAAUGUUGUUGUUCGCCUUCUUCUUCUUCUUCUAGAUAUUCAUUUUGCAGCACACGCCUGGAAUUUGUACAGAGGAAUUGCAAUUCUUGGGGUGUUCCCUUCGUUUUUCAAGGGUUAGUAAUCCCAUUUUUUACUAUAAAACUUGCCUGGAAGAUGGCUUCAGCCUCAUGGAGAUAUUCUGUUUCUUAUGUUGUAUAUGCUCAAACUAGAGCUCAGAGAAUUGUUUCUCGAAUAAGGACGACACUUCAUGGUUCAUCGGACGAUAUUGGUUGGCUACAACACACUCCUGGUUUGGCUCCUGUUGAGGACGGUUCUACUAGAUUCAUGGAAUUAUUACAAUGUGUUAGGACUAACGAUCACAAACUUCCCAACACGUUUGUUUAUCUUCUGAUCCCAGGACUUUUUAGCAAUCAUAGUCCUUUGUAUUUUGUUAGCACCAAAAGGUUCUUCUCAAAGAUGGGCUUAGCUUGCCAUAUAGCAAGAAUUCACAGUGAGGCAUCUGUAGAGCAAAAUGCAUGGGAGCUGAAGCAAUAUAUCGAGGAACUCUAUUGGGGUUCAGGGAAACAUGUCAUGCUCCUCGGGCAUAGUAAGGGAGGGGUGGAUGCCGCAGCUUCUUUAUCAUUGUAUUGGGAUGAUUUAAAAGACAAAGUCGCUGGACUCGCACUCGUUCAGAGCCCAUAUGGAGGAACACCCAUAGCUUCCGACAUUCUUCGCGAAGGCCAGAUUGCUGACAAGGAAACACGCACCAUCAUGGAAUUCUUUAUAUGCAAGGUCAUUAAGGGAGAUAUACGGGCAUUGGAGGAUCUAACAUAUGAGAGGCGAAGGGAAUUCAUAAUGAAUCACAAACUGCCACUUGAUAUCCCAAUAAUCUCAUUUAAUUCUGAAGCAAGUAUAGCUCCUGGUGUACUUGCCUCAUUGUCACACAUUGCUCAAGCUGAGCUUCCAUUUCCUAAACUUGGUAACCAGGAGGGUGUUAUUAUUCAAAGGGGGGGUCAUAAAGUGCCAGUUAUUGUACCCAUAUCGGCAGUGUUGGCUGUGUUUGCUCUUCAUUUGAAGCUAAGGUAUGGAGAAAAGAGUGAUGGAUUAGUCACUUGUUGUGAUGCUGAAGUACCGGGGUCAGUGGUGGUUAGACCGAACCAGAAAUUGGAUCAUGCUUGGAUGGUCUACUCUUCUUGGAGAAAAGAUCCAGAAAUGGCUGAUGCUUCUUGUGAAAUGUGUGAGGCUUUGUUUACUAUGCUUGUGGAACUUGGAAAAGGGAAGCAAAAAAGAAUUAACUAAAAGGGAUUGUGAUAUUAGUUACAUGUUUUGUAAUUUAUUUUAUUUGGUUACUUACAAAAGCUUAAUUGACUGAUAUUAAUAUACUGUUACAUUUAUUAUACAUUUGAGAUUAUAGAAGAAUUGUUACCUCUUCGAGUUGAUUGUAGUUAAGUUUGAUAUCUUGUUUCGACUAAAAGGUCACUGUAAUUUG